Molecule: messenger RNA, 720 nt
Organism: Giardia duodenalis
Lineage: Eukaryota; Fornicata; Diplomonadida; Hexamitidae
Exons: 1
Coding region: 1-720 (239 amino acids)
Source: RefSeq, a predicted model, not a curated record
AUGAGACAAGCGACAGAAUACAUCAGAAGCACCUAUUCUGAACGACCACAGCAUGCAUCAGACUGCCCAGUAUAUACCGCAGGUGUAUGUACAUGCGCUGCUGAUGUUGAGUGCCCACCUGGGUGGAGGAAGCCUGGACCUGUCGACUGCAAGAGCUUCUCCAGACCGGUCAGGCCCCUGCUAGCACAUACAUCAGUACCUCCACAUUGCGAUAGUAUCGGUCCAGAUAGGUACUUUAAAUAUCCCAUUCCUGGCGAGAACUGCGAGACACAUGCGUUUGGACCAGACUCCAUGGGGUGCGUGGGGUUGUUGCGUGGAGACCCCUACACUAUCCCAACAAAGAUCUGUUGUAUUCAGAGCCACGAAGCGUAUCAAAGACCUGCCUCAACCGUGUAUAGACGCGAGGAUCUCCAUACCACGGUUGCUCCAGCAGCUCGCCUUUGUCACUGGCCUGGACGAAUAUCAAACUUCAGACUGAAUGAGGAAGUUCCUGGGACACGUGGCCGAACAACUCUGGACGUGACCCCUAAGAAGGAUCAGCUCUUUGAGCCAUUCGAUGACGGGUUCUCUCUUUGCCCAUACAACAAGCCUCAACCCGUCAUCCAGAAGUACGCUGUAUCGACAAAGUGGGAAGAUGGUGUUACUUGUUAUGAGUGCGGUGAUCCCGCAGAUGCUCGAUAUCUAAAGGAAGAGUUGAUAAAGCGUAUUGCAAAAGAAUAA